AUGCCGCGAUUCCCCCCAGGACCACCUCGCAAGAGCCCGAGCCCGAGCCCGACGCCCAGCACGGAUCUCGAAUCGCCCCCGGACAUGGACGAGGCGGUCGGCGACGGACUCGUCAUGGGCGAGCAGCGGCGGUAUUCACGCAAGCCGCGCCGCGUGAAGCGCUUCUUGGACGACUUCAAGCGAAACGAGUCGGAUCGGUUUUUCCCGCAACACCACCUCAGCCCGGCCAACUCGCGGACUCGCCACGCCCAGCGCGACUACGGCGGGCACUUCGCGGAGCUGGAGCUGGUCCAGUCCGGCCUCGCGCGGCGGUUAAAGGGCCGGCAUCUACAGAUGAUUGCGAUAAGCGGAUCAAUUGGAACCGGUCUCUUCGUGACGAGCGGCGCGGCUUUGGCAACCAGCGGCCCGGCGUCGCUCUUGCUGGCGUUUGCGGCCGCAGGCAUCUCCAUGUAUUGCACCUGCCAGGCUCUCGGGGAGCUGGCCGUCGUGUUCCCCAUUGCCGGGUCCUUUUCUUCGUGGGCGACGCGCUUCUUGGACGCGUCGUGGGGUUUCGCCCUCGGCUGGAACUAUGCCCUGCAAUGGCUGGUUUCCCUGCCGGUCGAGGUUGUUGCCGCCACCGAGAUUAUUGCCUAUUGGAACACGUCGCUGCCGCGGGCUAUCUUUGUAACUCUUUUCGUUGCUUUAAUUAUUGCCAUCAACAUGCUUGGGGUCAAGGGAUACGGAGAAGCAGAGUUUAUAUUCGCCAUCAUCAAAAUUACUGCCGCCAUUGGCUUCAUCUUGUUUGGUGUCAUUCUCAACUGUGCGGGUACUCCAGAACGCGGGUACAUUGGAUUCGAGUACUGGAGAAGCCCUGGGGCGUUUAAACACGGCGUCAAGGGCUUCUGCAGCGUCCUACUCAACGCCGUGUUCGCCUUCAGCGGGACCGAGUUGAUAGGACUUGCGGCGGCGGAAACCGCCAACCCCCGAAAAUCUCUCCCCAUGGCCAUCAAGCAGGUGUUUUGGCGAAUAUGCCUCUUCUACCUCUGCAUCAUCCUACUCAUCGGGCUCGUCGUACGGCAUGACGACCCGCGGCUUGUGGAUAAAGUCAAUGAAUCGGAUGCCAAUGCGUCGCCCCUCGUCAUCGCCUUCCAAGAGGCGGGCGUGCAGGUUUUGCCGUCGAUUAUUAAUGCCGUAAUUCUCAUCUCUGUUUUAUCCGUGGCCAACUCGGCCGUCUUUGGCUCUUCUCGAACUCUUGCAGCAUUGGGGGCACUCAGACAAGCCCCCAAGUUGCUGGCAUACGUCGAUCGAAGAGGCCGCCCGCUCAUGGCGAUAGGCGUGGCGGCCGUCGUCGGCCUCCUCGCCUACCUCGCUGACCUUGAGGAAAGAGAUAAAGUCUUGGAAUGGCUGGUGGGCAUUGGAGCCUUGUCGAGCGUUUUUACGUGGGGAACCAUUUGUCUCUGCCACAUUCGAUUUCGCUCUGCAUGGCUUUCGCAACGACGCGGCCUCUACGAACUUCCAUACCGCUCUUCUGUCGGCGUGGCAGGGUCGUAUUUCGGCCUGUUUGUCAAUGUCGGCAUUAUUCUCGUGCAGAUUUGGGUUGCCAUUGCUCCAAUUGGUUAUGAGACAUUGGCCAGUGUGGAGUUGGCAAGAAAUGCGGUACUAAAACUGUUGAGUGGUGUCUUGAUGCUCAUCUUUUUUGUGGUCCAUAAGAUUAUCCACGGGACUAGAUACGUGCGGCCUGGGGAGGUCGACCUUGAUACAGGGCGGCGGGACUAUAACGUUCUUCUUCUCGAGUCUCUAGAGAGAGAACAAAGGGCCAUGUGGCCAAGGUGGAAAAAGAUUUACAAGUUUUUGUGCUAG
Molecule: messenger RNA, 1839 nt
Organism: Metarhizium brunneum ARSEF 3297
Lineage: Eukaryota; Fungi; Ascomycota; Sordariomycetes; Hypocreales; Clavicipitaceae
Product: General amino-acid permease GAP2
Biological process (GO): amino acid transmembrane transport
Cellular component (GO): membrane
Molecular function (GO): amino acid transmembrane transporter activity
Source: RefSeq, a predicted model, not a curated record